GGCGUCCGGACUUAGUCUCUGUCCGGUCAAGCGUCAUCGCGUUCACAGAAGUUGCUGUCCCUUGAGAAGAUUAACGUGUGCACACGUUCGGUGGUCAACAGAGAGUAGAACGAUCCACAGGGGAAAAAAGGGACAGAAGCAUGCCGGCCCGCAACAAGGAACAGGAGGCUGAGGUGUUGGCCUGGAUCGAGGCGGUCAUCGGCGAGAAACUACCGCCCGGAAACUACGAGGACAUACUCAAGGAUGGAGUGAUUCUCUGCCAACUGGCCAACAAACUCGCCCCCGGAUCGGUGAAGAAGAUCCAGACCAAGGGAACAAACUUCCAGUUGAUGGAAAAUGUUCAGAGAUUCCAAGCCGCCAUUAAGAACUACGGUGUUCCACAAGAAGAGAUCUUCCAGACGGCCGAUCUCUUCGAGAGACGCAACAUACCACAAGUCACCUUGUGCCUGUAUGCUCUUGGUAGGAUUACGCAAAAACACCCUGAAUACAAUGGACCGAGGCUAGGACCGAAGAUGGCCGACGAAAACAAACGGGAGUUCACGGAGGAGCAGCUCCGGGCCAGCGAGGGCCACCUCAACCUGCAAAUGGGCUUCAACAAAGGCGCCAGCCAAUCUGGUCACGGUGGAUUCGGUAACACUCGACACAUGUAAACAUCCUCCAGCCGUAUUCUAACAAUGACCCGUUGCUUGGGACCGACAUAGGUGUUAUUUUACUACUUCGCUACCUAUGUAAUCUGCGAACGUAAAAUGGAACUCGAAUUCUUCCGGACGACUGCGAGUCCGUGUAUAGAAUUUAAAUUGUGAAACUUCAAAUAUUUCUAUCGGUUGAGUAGAUCUCUAGCAUCACGAUACGUUGGCGUAAAUUUUUGUUAUACUAUCGUGUCCUUCUGUAAUAUGUAAACGCGAGAUCCUGGUAGGAAGCAAUGUUAAUUGACCAACAUUAGUUUACUCUAUUACAAACACACGAUACACAUUACAAUCAGUACAGUAAGUCAUCGAUUGGUGUUCAAAGGCUCCUCUGCAUUGACAAGGAAAGGUCCUCAGGUGUAACGCUGACUUUUUAAUAACGUUUAGCACAGCGAUAGAGCUUGGAAUUCUGAAGCGAAUGGUAUUUCUUUCAGCCGUAUAUGUCUAUUAGUUUAAGAGAUAUUUAAUGUUCAGUGUAGAGGAGCCUUCGAACACUCAUCGAUGAUUUUUUGUACUCUAUACACAGAAUACACUUUGGGUACCACACACAACACGCUACACUACAUAUACACACAAAUACACGUACAAGAGACAACACUACAAAACAUUCGUUGGUUAACAUAAUAUCAAGAUCAUUCGUAAUUUUGAAUACACACAUGGAAACUUGUGUGAAUAAGAAUUAUCGAAGACAACAGACACCAAUGCACCAAUAAUACAUCAGAUGUUGUGUGAGACUUCAGGAUCUCGUGUUUACUACAAGAUUCUGUCAAUUCGAAUUGAUCAUACACUUUUGUAAGAUUUAUAAUUAUUCUCUCGUAAUAUUCUAAUUAUAUGUAAACAACAAGUGUACCGAAUAAAGAGGCGGCGCUGCUAUUUUCUAUUAA
Dufourea novaeangliae is the source of this 1570-nucleotide messenger RNA. RefSeq names its product myophilin. The record is from RefSeq and is a predicted model, not a curated record. Gene Ontology annotation, biological process: actomyosin structure organization. Bases 141 to 650 code for a protein of 169 amino acids. The transcript is spliced from 4 exons. Gene Ontology annotation, molecular function: actin binding. NCBI's taxonomy places the organism in Eukaryota, Metazoa, Arthropoda, Insecta, Hymenoptera, Halictidae.